GGCGCAUUCAUGCAACCAGCGGCGGUGGCCUCGGAGCGCGGCGGGGCCAGACUGUGAUCACGUCGUCCGGGCUCCCGGGUCUCUCCUCUCCAGCUCCGUGCGUCCCGGGGCCGCCGCGCGCCAUGCGCCCCCAGGGCCCCGCCGCCUUCCCGCGGCGGUUGCUUGGCCUCCUGCUGCUCCUGCUGCUGCAGCCGCGGGCGCCGUCGAGCGCCUCCGAGACGCCCAAAGGGAAGCAAAAGGCUCUGCUCCGGCAGAGGGAGGUGGUGGACCUGUACAAUGGCAUGUGCUUACAAGGGCCGGCGGGGGUGCCUGGGCGAGACGGGAGCCCCGGGGCCAAUGGCAUCCCUGGUACCCCCGGGAUCCCAGGUCGAGAUGGAUUCAAAGGAGAGAAGGGGGAAUGCCUGCGGGAAGUCUUCGAGGAGUCCUGGACGCCUAACUACAAGCAGUGUUCAUGGAGUUCACUGAAUUAUGGCAUAGAUCUUGGAAAAAUUGCUGAAUGUACAUUCACAAAGAUGCGUUCGAACAGUGCCCUAAGAGUUUUGUUCAGCGGCUCACUUCGGUUAAAAUGCAGAAGUGCAUGCUGUCAGCGUUGGUAUUUCACAUUCAAUGGAGCUGAGUGUUCAGGACCUCUUCCUAUUGAAGCCAUAAUUUAUUUGGACCAAGGAAGCCCUGAAUUGAAUUCAACAAUUAAUAUUCAUCGCACUUCUUCUGUGGAAGGCCUCUGUGAAGGCAUUGGUGCUGGACUAGUGGACAUUGCUAUCUGGGUUGGUACUUGCUCAGAUUACCCGAAAGGAGAUGCCUCUACAGGGUGGAAUUCGGUGUCUCGCAUCAUUAUUGAAGAGCUCCCAAAGUAAAUCCUUUCAUUUUCAUUCCCUACCUCUUUUUUAUUAUACCUUUGAAUGGUUCACUUUAGUGUGACACCUUAGAUAAUUUUUAUGUGUACUUUGCUGUUGUUCAGUGGCUAAGUCAUGUCCAACUCUUUGCCACCCAUGGACUGCAGCACUCCAGACUUCCCUGUCCUUUAUUAUCUCCCGGAGUUUGCUCAGCGUCAUGUCCAUUGAGUCGGUGAUGCUCUCUAACCAUCUCAUCCUCUGCCUGUACUUUUCCUUUUGCCUGUACUUCUGAGUGAAAGAACAUGACUAAAUGUGUUUACAGACCAAAGUGUGAUUUCACACUGUUUUUAGAUCCAGUAUUAUUUGUUUUCCUUCAAUCAAAAUUAUAGUUUUGAGAUUUUGUAGUUAAUUAAAACACUUUCUUCAUUUUCCCAUUCCCUAUACCUGUAAUUUGAAAUGUUAUUAUGGUCUUCAUUUCUUUCCUGUUCUCUUAGUAUAGCACUUUUUAAAAUAUAAAAGCUACCAGUCUUUGUACAAGUUGUAAAUGUUCAGAAUUGUUUUAUAUCUGUGAAAUAAAACUUAUUUCAAACAA
Messenger RNA from Odocoileus virginianus texanus, 1425 nucleotides. It is a transcript of the gene CTHRC1, whose product is annotated as collagen triple helix repeat containing 1. The record is from RefSeq and is a predicted model, not a curated record. NCBI's taxonomy places the organism in Eukaryota, Metazoa, Chordata, Mammalia, Artiodactyla, Cervidae.